Molecule: messenger RNA, 4425 nt
Organism: Xenopus tropicalis (tropical clawed frog)
Lineage: Eukaryota; Metazoa; Chordata; Amphibia; Anura; Pipidae
Gene: dhx29
Product: DEAH-box helicase 29
Exons: 28
Coding region: 119-4210 (1363 amino acids)
Biological process (GO): positive regulation of translational initiation; translational initiation
Cellular component (GO): cytoplasm
Molecular function (GO): nucleotide binding; hydrolase activity; RNA helicase activity
Source: RefSeq, a predicted model, not a curated record
CGGAGUUUUGAAGCAGAUCCGAUGACGUCAGUGGGCAUAGCGCAAAGCUGGGAGCGAUGAUGGGCAGCACAGGGGCGAGCUGACACAGGUAUAGGUAUCCAGACAAAGCUCAGCAAAAAUGGGGGGGAAAAAUAAGAAAAAUCGACACAGCAACUCUGCAGCGGUUUCAGGAGCGACUGCUGCGGCGAACAGGACAAGGGCACCCACAGAACUCAGACCCGGGGGAGAGGAAGUAUCCAAGAAACAGACCCCCAGAACUGCUAAUGUGGCCCCUGCCAACAAGGAGCCAAGGAACAAACAAGGUCCAAAAACGUACAGUUUUGCAUCUUCCAGUGAUUCAGGUGUUUCUGGAAAUCAUCACAAAUCAGUUUUAAAGGUAGUAAUUGAAGCCAAGCUGGAAAAAAGGAUAAUUUCCCUUAUUAAUGAGCAUAAAAAGCUUAAUAGCAACAAAGGAACAGUGUCUGGAAGACUGACUUCUAAGAAGUUACAGGAUCUUUAUAUGGCCUUGCAGAAACUUAGCUUUCAGGCAGAGCACAUUGAGGAAGCAAUGACAAACACUGUCUUGUAUGGAGGAGACUUACACUCUGCAUUGGACUGGCUGUGCCUAAACCUUCCAGAUGAUGCCUUGCCUGAGGGUUUCAGUCAACAGUUUGUGGAAGAAGAACAGAGAGCCCGAGCAAAGUUCCAGCCACCUCCUCAGAGGCCCAGUGCUGCCAAUGUUUUGGGAACCGAAAAGGCUAAAGAGGGAGCUGCAUUUAAGGGCAAUAAAGAGCUGAGCAUGAAGGAAUGGAUUUUACAAUAUGCUGAGCAAGGGAGUGAUGACGAUGAGGAAGAGGAGAAAGAGACAGCACUUGAGAAACACCCAACAAGUGAGAAAUUUGAUCCUAAUGAGAGAUAUCUGGAGUUGACUGCUAAACUCCUGGAUGCCAGAGCGCAAGCAGCUGCCACCAAGCAGGAUAAAGACAAACAAGGCCAGAAAGAAGCUCAGGAAAGAAUAAGGGGAUAUCAGCAAGAAAUGAAAAGUCUAGAAGAUCACCCGCUCUUUAAUCCUGCUGUGAAAAUCCCAGAGGUGAAAAGUGAAAGCAAACAGCCGCGGCCAGCCUUGCCUCCUUCAGAUGAGGAAUCUCUAAAUUUCAACUUAUUUGAGAAAAUUGAAAAUGCCCCAGAGGACAAAGCUAAAAAAAAGCCGCCUCUUGAUAUCCGAAACUUUGACUACACCUCUCGAAGCUGGACAGGUAAAUCGCCAAAACAGUUCCUGAUCGAUUGGUGCCGGAAGCAUUAUCAGAAAAGUCCCAAUCCAUCCUUUGAGAAAGUGCCCGUGGGCAAAUACUGGAAGAGCAGGGUUAAGAUUAUAAAAUCACAUGAUGAUGUUAUGUGUGUGUGCCCAACAAUUGUGACAGAGGACAGUAUGCAGGCGCAACACCUCGCAGCCACUUUAGCUCUCUAUGAGCUCACCAAAGGCCAGUCGGUGCACCAGUUGCUGCCUCCCACCUACAGGGAUGUAUGGCUUGAGUGGAGCGAUGCUGAGAAACAGGUGCAGGAGCAAAACAAAAUGGAGUCUAACAAACCUCGGGAUCAGUUCAUCACAAAGCUGCUAAACAAGCUGAAGCUGCAACAAAACCAGCUCAAGUCUUCUGGCCAAAACCCUGUGACGGAGGACCCCGAGGACUCCUGGGAAAACUUGGCGUGUGACGAAGAACAAAUUGAGACCUGUCCCAGUACAGCACAGACUGAUGACUUGGAGCCCAUAAGGAACCUUUUGCUGAAAUCCCGGGACUCAAUAAAGUACAAGAGGCUACUAAAUGACAGGGAACAGCUGCCGGUGUUCGCACACAGAAAAUUUAUCCUGGAGACCCUUAAAAGACACAGAGUUAUUGUGGUGGCUGGAGAAACAGGCAGUGGGAAAAGUACCCAAGUCCCUCAAUUUCUGCUCGAGGACUUGCUCCUCAACAGGGGGAGCCCAGGAAAGUGUAACAUUGUGUGCACUCAGCCUCGGAGGAUCUCCGCCAUGAGCCUGGCCACCAGAGUCUGUGAGGAGCUGGGAUGCGAUUCCGGCCCUGGAGGGAGGAAUUCCCUGUGUGGGUACCAGAUUAGGAUGGAGUCCCGGACAGGGGAAGCCACCAGGCUGCUGUACUGUACAACAGGAAUCCUGCUGCGCAAGUUACAAGAGGACAGCAUGCUGAAGAAUAUCAGCCACAUCAUUGUGGAUGAGGUACAUGAAAGAACGGUCCAAUCGGAUUUCCUGCUUAUCAUAUUACGUGAGAUUCUGCACAAGAGAUCGGACCUGCACCUGGUGCUGAUGAGUGCCACAGUGGAUUGUGAGAAGUUCUCUAGCUACUUUACCCACUGCCCAAUCAUAAGGAUAUCUGGAAGGACAUUCCCAGUAGAGGUUUUUCACCUAGAGGAUGUUGUGGAAGCAACGGGUUUUGUUCUUGAGCAAGACUCUGAGUAUUGCCAGAAAUUCUUAGAGGAUGAGGAAGAAAUAACUCUCAGUGUUACUGGCAAAGGAGGAAGCAGCACGAAGUACCAGGAGUUUAUUCCUGCUCUGUCAGACACUGGGCUGGAUUUGGGUCAGCGCUACCAGCGGUAUAGCAGCCAGACACGCCACGCAGUUCUCUAUAUGAAUCCAAACAAAAUCAACCUGGAUCUCAUCUUGGAGCUACUGGUUUUCUUGGACAUAAGCCCACAGUACAGGAACGUGGAAGGAGCUGUGCUGAUCUUCUUACCUGGCCUGGCCGAUAUACAGCAGCUGUAUGACAUACUGUCUUCUGACAAGAGGUUCCAUGACAGGAGAAGGUACAAAUUAAUAGCCCUCCAUUCAAUACUUUCCAGCCAAGACCAGGCUGAAGCAUUCAUACUGCCACCUGCUGGCACAAGAAAGAUUGUACUGGCUACAAAUAUUGCAGAAACAGGCAUUACCAUCCCAGAUGUGGUGUUUGUUGUUGAUGCCGGAAGAACUAAGGAAAACAGGUAUCAUGAAAGCAGCCAGAUGAGCUCCUUGGUAGAGACGUUUAUAAGCAAGGCCAGUGCCCUGCAGCGCCAGGGGAGAGCGGGGAGAGUCAGGGACGGCUUCUGCUUCCGACUGUACACGAGGGAGAGGUUUGAGGGCUUUAUGGAAUAUUCUGUUCCAGAAAUCCUGCGAGUGCCAUUAGAGGAACUCUGUCUGCAUAUAAUGAAGUGUGAUCUUGGCUCCCCUGAGGAUUUCCUUUCGAAAGCAUUAGACCCCCCUCAGCUUCAAGUUAUUAGUAAUGCUAUGAACCUGCUGCGGAAGAUCGGCGCGUGUGAACUGAUCCAGCCCAGACUCACCCCCCUGGGCCAACACCUAGCUGCCCUGCCAGUCAAUGUGAAGAUUGGCAAGAUGCUCAUCUUCGGUGCUAUUUUUGGCUGCCUGGAUGCAGUAGCUACUCUGGCUGCCACCAUGACAGAGAAAUCUCCAUUUGUAACACCUAUUGGGGAAAAAGAUAGGGCAGACCUGGCCAAGUCAUCAAUGGCAGUAGCCAACUCUGAUCAUCUGACUAUAUUCCGUGCAUACCUGGGGUGGAAAGCGAUCAGAUCCGAUGGUUAUGCUGCAGAAAUGAGUUACUGUAGAAAGAAUUUUCUUAACAGAAAGGCACUUCUAACCAUAGAGGAUGUGAAACAAGAGUUAAUUCGGCUUGUGAGGGCAGCGGGAUUUGAGUGUCCCAGAUUUGUGGAGCCCAACGGCCUCUCCGACAACAUGAAAGCCCUUUCUGCGGAGGAGACUUCCCUUCUGAAAGCCAUUCUGACAGCCGGACUGUAUGACAAUGUAGGCAAGAUCCUCUUUACAAAUUCAGUUGACAUCACAGAGAAACUGGCAUGCAUGGUGGAAACCGCCCAAGGAAAAGCCCAGGUCCAUCCAUCCUCAGUGAACAGAGACCUGCAAACCUAUGGCUGGCUUCUUUACCAGGAGAAGAUUAAAUAUUCCAAGGUGUUUCUUCGAGAAUCCACGCUCAUUACUCCUUUCCCAGUGCUUCUCUUUGGUGGUGAUAUUGCAGUGCAGCACAGAGAGCGCCUAUUGACUGUGGAUGACUGGAUCCAUUUCCAGGCUCCAGUAAAGAUUGCAGUCAUAUUCAAAGAGCUGCGUGUCUUGAUUGAAUCGGUUCUGAAGAAGAAACUUGAAAACCCCAAAAUGUCGCUGCAAGAUGACACGAUUUUGAGUAUCAUCAAAGAGCUAAUAAAAACAGAACGAUAAACCUCACUGGGAUCCUCAGAACUGCUGCACAGUGGAACAAGGGAAAAGCGGCGGGGAUUUCAUUUUACAAAUUGUAAACAUUUCCUUUGUAUGUAUGGGCAGCUUUUUAGUGUUGCAUGAUGCAUUGAAGAGAUUUGAUUAUUUUUUUUCAUAAAAUAAUUUCAAUGAUAGUGUCAGAUUUGCAAUAAAAUCAGUGCCAAAACAGUUUUGCCUUA